AUGGGGUGGGGGGGUGUCCCCGGGUGGGGACGCGGGCAGGUGCCCUCGCUGACCCCUGUGUCCCCAGACCACCAGAAGCUGGAGCGGGAGGCCCGCAUCUGCCGGCUGCUGAAGCACUCCAACAUCGGUGAGUGGCACCUGGCCCAGGACACACUGGGGACGCCACGGGGGUGUGCGCGGUGCCACUGUGGGGACAGGCUGGGUGCCACCCUGGGAUAUGCCGGGUGCUCGCCUGGGGACAUGUGGGGUCUCAUCCCCGGGGUCCCGCGGGGUGCCACCCCAGGGAUGUGCUGGCCCGAGAACCUGCUCCUGGCCAGCAAGUGCAAAGGGGCAGCGGUGAAGUUGGCCGACUUCGGCCUCGCCAUCGAGGUCCAGGGGGAUCAGCAGGCCUGGUUCGGCUUCGCGGGCACACCCGGCUACCUCUCCCCCGAAGUCCUGCGCAAAGAGGCCUAUGGCAAACCCGUGGACAUCUGGGCAUGCGGUGUCAUCCUGUACAUCUUGCUGGUGGGCUACCCGCCGUUUUGGGACGAGGACCAGCAUAAACUCUACCAACAGAUCAAGGCCGGUGCCUACGACUUCCCUUCACCCGAGUGGGACACGGUCACCCCCGAAGCAAAAAACCUCAUCAACCAGAUGCUCACCAUCAACCCCGCCAAGCGCAUCACAGCCCACGAAGCCCUCAAGCACCCGUGGGUCUGCCAACGCUCCACCGUGGCCUCCAUGAUGCACAGGCAGGAGACAGUAGAGUGUCUGAAAAAGUUCAACGCCCGGAGGAAGCUCAAGGUCCAUGUGUCUGUCCCCAAGGUCCGUGUGUCUGUCCCCAUGGUCCGUGUGUCUGUCCCCAAGGUCCGUCUGUCUGUCCCCAAGGUCUGUCUGUCCCCAUGA
Molecule: messenger RNA, 885 nt
Organism: Charadrius vociferus (killdeer)
Lineage: Eukaryota; Metazoa; Chordata; Aves; Charadriiformes; Charadriidae
Gene: CAMK2B
Product: calcium/calmodulin-dependent protein kinase II beta
Exons: 7
Coding region: 1-885 (294 amino acids)
Biological process (GO): protein phosphorylation
Cellular component (GO): cytoplasm; neuron projection
Molecular function (GO): calcium/calmodulin-dependent protein kinase activity; calmodulin binding; ATP binding
Source: RefSeq, a predicted model, not a curated record